AUGCGCAAGGACCUAGAGAUGACAGGCCCAGGCAUAAAUAAGGACGACUUCUUCCGGGAUCUAGAUGGUCUUGGAGAUCUCAGCGACGACGCUCAGACUACUGGCGAUUUUGCUGGACUUAUAAGACGGACGGAUACUGCUCCUACAAAACUAGCAAGGCCGUCAACUGAGCCCAAAGAGGACGAUAUACCAACCCCUGCACAGUUGAAAAGACAUUCAUCCAUGGUUACAACAUCUGCUACGAAAAGCAGUACCAGCGACGCACUUGAAAUGCAGAGUGAAACUCUGGUGAAGCGCCAAACAGAGAUCUCCCUGACUGAGCAGCCAAAAGGACGUAAGAAGCGACGGAGGCAGUCCGUCCAGAUUAUACCAGAAUCGGCUCAAAUCUUUAAAGGCCUGAAAUUCUUUUUUGUUCCCAACAACGAUAUUUCUCCGGCCCGAAGACUUCGUAUCCAGCGGUCACAGGAAUAUGGAGCGUCAUGGGCCCAGUCGUGGUCGUCCGAUGUUACUCAUGUGAUUGUCGACAAGGGGUUGGAUUAUAAGGAAGUACUCAAGGUUCUUACGCCUGAACAGCUUUCUGCCAACAUAGCUAUAGUCAAUCAGGACUAUGUUUCCGACUGUCUCAUUUUCAAGUCCAUCCUCCUGAUCACACAGCUCCGGUUCAGGGUAGAUGGAACACCCAAGACACCGGAAAUUGACAAUGCAGCUCCGGCGCCAGCUGCAGCUCCAGAUACGUCUACUAUAAGUGCAGACAAUUCCUUGCCACUGAAAGAACCUGGACGACAGAGACGACGCUCCAUAACCCCCUGUCGUACUGAAUACACUCCUAUAGACAGUAAGGCAGUCCAACAAGAUGGAUAUAUGAUCUCAGCCCGUGAAGCAGGGCAAAGAGAAACAGAUCUUUUGGAUGAAAUUAUGCUCAAAGUCAAAGCCGCCGGUGACCUGCCACUAGAUGAACCCGACGACGAAGUAGCUCUCGAUGCCACAUUUGAUAACAGCUGGGAAACAGAACUUUCUGGGAAAGCUACAGCCGUAGCCAACGUUCCCAAUUGGCAAAAGAAUUUCGCUUGCAUGCAGAAGCACGACGGUAAAAGCUCUGACAACAAUCCCAACGCCAAAACGAUUGAAAUUCUGCAGAAAAUGGCCGACUACUACGACAGAACUGCAGACACUUGGCGCACGAUGGCAUACCGAAAAGCGAUAGCUGCAUUGCGAAAGCAGAAAACCAAAGUCUGCACCAAAGCGGAAGCCCUCUCAAUCCCCGGUAUUGGGCAGCGGCUCSCGGAAAAGAUUGAGGAGAUUGUGUCUACCGACCGCCUGCGUCGUCUGGAGAAUAUCAAUUGGACUCCAGAGGACAAAGCGUUGCAGUUGUUUCUUGGUGUAUACGGCGCAGGAUUCACACAGGCAUCUAAGUGGGUAGCUAAGGGUUAUAGAUCCCUAGAAGACCUUCAGAACGAGGCUGAGUUGACUGCGAAUCAAAAGAUUGGUGUGGAACGAUAUAAUGAUUUCCAGCAACGUAUUCCGCGGGCGGAAGUUGCUCAACACGGAGAAAUCGUCCGGGCCGCAGUUCAUGCCUUGGAUCCAGAUAUGGAAGUAAUGAUGGCCGGCUCCUACCGCCGCGGCGCUGCAGACUGUGGCGAUAUUGAUGUUCUCAUCACAAAGACCACCGGCUCUAUAGAAUAUAUCCGUACUCUGAUGAUGGAAAAUGUCGUUCCAGAACUUACCCGAAGAGGAUUUCUCAAAGUCAGCCUAGCAACAACGUCACGCGGAGACGGAUCCAAGUGGCAUGGAGCAUCUGCCCUUCCUGGCACCGAUCUUUGGCGACGGAUUGACUUGCUAUUUGUCCCGGGGGAUGAGAUAGGCGCGGCUUUGCUAUACUUUACUGGCAAUGACAUUUUCAACCGGAGCGUGCGACUUUUGGCUAGAAAGAAGGGAAUGCGCCUAAACCAGCACGGCUUGUACAAAGAUGUGCUCCGAGGAUCAAAUCAGGUCAAGCUUACUGACGGCACCCUUCUCGAAGGUCGCGACGAGAAGAGGAUUUUUGAGAUCCUUGGUGUGCCAUGGAGACCACCACAGCAUCGUAUCUGCUAG
Messenger RNA from Talaromyces amestolkiae, 2091 nucleotides. RefSeq lists its product as uncharacterized. Gene Ontology annotation, molecular function: DNA-directed DNA polymerase activity; DNA binding. NCBI's taxonomy places the organism in Eukaryota, Fungi, Ascomycota, Eurotiomycetes, Eurotiales, Trichocomaceae. The transcript is spliced from 3 exons. The record is from RefSeq and is a predicted model, not a curated record. Gene Ontology annotation, cellular component: nucleus. The coding region runs from base 1 to 2091 and encodes 696 amino acids. Gene Ontology annotation, biological process: double-strand break repair via nonhomologous end joining.